CAACUAAGUGGGGCUUUUCUUGGGUCUCUCUUUCCCUUCUAUCAAACUCAAAUGUCAAUUUAUUGCUAAUAUUUAUAGUCUUUUGGUUACAAGGCCGGAAGCUAUAUGUUCAUAUUUGACCUUACCAGGUUUCGAGAUCACGCUCUUCACUUGAAUACCUGGAAUAAACACAGAAUCAGUUCUUUCAGCACUUUGAUGUUGUCUUCGCUGCAAGUUGUUUUCUCCAGCAUGUGUUGCUCAUGUCACCGAUACGACCCCAGACUGCAACCAUCGUGUCAUUGUCUUACAUCCGAAAUACCUGCUGAUGCUAUUGAAAGCCAUGCGCAUAUUUUGCAUGACUCCGAAGUACAGCACCAGUUUAUAAGCACCUAUACUGCCCGGAAUAAUGAGGAUCAUUUAGUAGAGGAUAUUAGAGCCACGAAGUAUGAUUGGCUGAAGCUGCUGUAUUGGAACAGUUUCCGAGGAAUCAUGGUUCCUUGUCUGGUCUCUACAGCAUUAAAAUUGGUACUCCAGAUUCAAAAGCUUCAUGAGGCAUUGGGCGCGGGGUUCCCAUUCAGCAUAAGUAUACAAAGAAAGUCUAUUCACGGGGUUUGAUGAUUUAAAGUGUCCAUUCCCGUCUAAUACGAGAUAUCCCCGGAAUAAGCUGUGUCUUGGUUGACUCGGGAGCUUA
Molecule: messenger RNA, 670 nt
Organism: Aspergillus eucalypticola CBS 122712
Lineage: Eukaryota; Fungi; Ascomycota; Eurotiomycetes; Eurotiales; Aspergillaceae
Exons: 2
Coding region: 106-594 (162 amino acids)
Source: RefSeq, a predicted model, not a curated record